This is a messenger RNA of Juglans microcarpa x Juglans regia, 582 nucleotides long. RefSeq lists its product as uncharacterized. The transcript has a single exon. NCBI's taxonomy places the organism in Eukaryota, Viridiplantae, Streptophyta, Magnoliopsida, Fagales, Juglandaceae. The coding region runs from base 1 to 582 and encodes 193 amino acids. The record is from RefSeq and is a predicted model, not a curated record.
AUGACUCGUUUCUUGAACCUGAGUGACCCCGGCAAUCCCUUCCGCCUAGACAAUGGCGAUAACCUAGCUGUGCUUCUCGUCACUUACCCACUCACUGCCGAUAACUACCCCACCUGGUCGCGCGCCAUGCGCCGCACUCUACGGGCCAAAAACAAAGUGGGCUUUGUCAUAGGUGAUAUCCCACGCCCAUCUGACCCAGAUGACCCCUUGCUUGAACCUUGGGAGCGCUACAAUGACAUGGUGGCUUCCUGGCUUCAAAACUCCAUCAGUGCCUCUAUCAAAUCCAGCGUGGUCUUCGUUGAUGAUGCACGGGACAUAUGGCUUGACCUCCAGGACCGUUUCUACCACCAGAAUGGACCACAUAUCUUUCAACUCGAGAACAACCUUGCCAAUCUCCUCCAAGAACACAACUCUAUAAGUGCUUAUUAUGGUAAGCUCAAAAUCUUAUGGGAUGGACUCUCAAUUUAUGACCUCAUUCUCGUGUGCAACUGUGGUUCUAUGUCUACUCUCUUGGAUCGUUACCAACGUGACUGUGUUUUUCAGUUUUUGAUGGGUUUGAAUGAUAUUUACUCUAAUGUAUGA